Molecule: messenger RNA, 6075 nt
Organism: Dreissena polymorpha
Lineage: Eukaryota; Metazoa; Mollusca; Bivalvia; Myida; Dreissenidae
Product: syntaxin-16-like
Exons: 8
Coding region: 64-990 (308 amino acids)
Biological process (GO): vesicle-mediated transport; intracellular protein transport; vesicle fusion
Cellular component (GO): endomembrane system; SNARE complex; membrane
Molecular function (GO): SNARE binding; SNAP receptor activity
Source: RefSeq, a predicted model, not a curated record
AAGAUGGUGGUCAAAACAUAGCCGGCUGGAUAGAUUUUCAGUUGAUUUUCUCCAUAAAUCAAAAUGGCAACGCGAAGUUUAACGGAAGUUUUCAUAUUGAUGCGGAAUAAUGCACUUCAAAGUAGAAAUAUAUUUUCGGAUCAUCUUGCUGAUGACAGGAUGGGGCUUAUGACCAAUGUUAAUCUAGAUCUUGAAUCUGGAUCAGUAAACACAAGAUCUAAUAGACUGCCUCCUGAAUGGGUUGAUGGUGUAGAAGAAAUUCAGUAUGAAAUGACAAGAAUUAAGUUGAAAAUGAAAGAGUUGAGCUCGCUACAUGACAAACACCUGACCCGGCCUGCAUUUGAUGACAGUAUUGACGAGGAACAUUCCAUUGAAAUCAUGACACAAGAAAUUACACAGAUGUUCGCCCAUUGCCAAAGGUUGAUACAGCAGAUAACAGCCCGUAGUAAAAGGGGAACCGAUCAGGAGCGGAAACUUUCACAGAAUAUGCUUGCCUCCCUUGUGAGAACCAUCCAGGAAAUGUCAAAUAACUUCAGAACGAGCCAGUCCACAUACUUGAAAAAGAUGAGGAGUCGUCAGGAGCGGUCCCAGUUCUUUGACAAUGCCAUUGGGUCAGACUCAGGAUUCAUGCAGGAAGAUGAGGUGUAUGCCAGCUAUGACAAGGGUUUCUCACAAGAGCAGGUGAGUCUGGUGGCAGACAACACGACGGCUGUGCAGCAGAGAGACAAGGAGAUCGCAAACAUAGUACGCUCCAUACAGGAUCUCAACGACAUCUUCAAGGACCUCUCCCAGAUGGUGGUAGAUCAGGGUACAAUACUGGACCGAAUAGACUACAACAUAGAGCAUGCAUCAGUGCAGGUAGAGAAAGGCCUACAACAACUGCAGAAGGCUGAAAAGUAUCAGAAAAAGAACAGAAAGAUGUACUUUAUUUUUAUACUCGCGCUGGUGAUAAUUGUACUUAUUGUGAUUCUGAUCGGUGUCAAGAGUUAGCAUUGAAUGAAGUUUUAGGUAAUAUAAAUUUAUGUUAAUUUAUUGAAUGACUGGUUUUAUGAAUGUAAAGGAAGUAUAGUUUCAUCUCUGAAGAGGCAGAUUGUCAUAUAUGACACAUAGUGAUGCCAAUGACACCAUGUUGUAUACAAGAGAUGAUUUAUGAAUGAACAUAUGAGUCGUGUUCUGGGAAAACUGGGCAUAAUGCAUGUGUCUAAAGUGUCAUCCCAGAUUAGCCUGUGCAAUCCGCACAGGCUAAUCAGGGCGACACUUUCCGCUUUUAUGACAUUUGUUAAAAUGGAGUCUCUUCAUAGCAAUAAGCUAGUUUACGCGGCAUUGUGCCCAGUUUUCUCAGAACACAACUCAAAUGUUAUGAUGAAGAUCAGAUGUUUCCAUGUUGAUACGGAUCUUCUUAAUAUUUUGAAAAUCAAAAACUACUUUCUUUUGUAUGAAGUUCUUGCUUCAUCCAAAUCCACAGUACAUAGUCCAUUGUCACUACAUAAUUUACUGUGCGGAAAAAAGGUGGCUACAUUUUGUUUUCAUAAAAACUAGUAUUGGUGAGCCAACUUAGAUCCUCUCAAAUACGACUUUUUUAAUACUUAUAAUCUUUGACUAUGGUUUGGUAAGCAAUGAUCUUUUAUUCAAUUAAUUGAAAUUAUAAAAAACGUCACAGUGAAUGUGACAAUUCAAAACCCCAUAGUCAGUUAAGAGGCAUAGUGUUUUUGAUAUUAAUGUGGGUUCUUACAAUAGGCACCAUGUUUAAUAAUGUGAACUUUAUUUAAGGCAAAAGGAAAUUGAAAGAAAUACUUCAUAACUGUUCUUUCGAAAUAUUUUACUAGAAGGGUUAUAUUGAAAACACUGUUGUACAUUAUUCAUUUUAAUGUUUGUUUAGCUCAUUGUUAGCUAUUGUGAUUGUCUUUUCACUUAUGUGUUUUGUCUUUCAUUCAUUGUAAAGUUUUUAUGCCUGCGUCAUCUACUUAUGCCAGUAGGAUUAUAACGAUUAACCUGUCUGUUAUUGAGUUCAUCUGCGUGUUGUAUAACAUAAAUACUGCCUGCUACAAAGCUCUGGUACUUGCUGGAUGUUAUAUUUUAGCACUCUCAUCACAACCACAUCGACUCACCUCGAUAAAAUUUUGACAUUCACCUUACUUUUGUCUAAUUUUGAUGGUUCAAGUUGUUGGUUGGUUAACUCAAAAUAACGCAUUUUGUCUAACAUCAAUACAGCAUUCUACACCCAUUGAUACUUGCAUGGAUGUUAUAUAUGAACACUAUAAAUACACCUCAUGUUUACCCUGACAUUCAUCUUCUUUAGGACUUAGACCAAUUCAUAAGGUCCAAACCCUUUCCCACUGAGAAGCGAAGUGAAAAUGGCUAUGUGCAAACAGCAUAAAACCAGAAGAGCCUGCGAGUAACUGGCAGUCUGUUCAGGUGCUAUGCUGUUUGUUCCUCAACAGUAUCUUAGGGUUGGAAAUAAAGCCUUUCAAACUUGAAUGUAUUAAGAAAGAACUUAAAUAGAAUUUCAUUUUCUUUUGUUAACCAAAAACUUUGCUUUUAUUCUAACAUCAGUAAUGCUUCCCACAAAGCUUUCAUACUCACAUGGAUGAUUUUUUUUUACACUUUCCAUCCGCCCCCAUCACCUGACCUCAAGUUGACCUUGAGAUUGAUCUUCUUUCAGACUCAUUCCAGAUACUUGGAUAACCCAAAUGACUCAUUUACUGUAACCUCAAAAAGUUUUCUACAAAGCUUUGAUAUGUGCAUGGAUGUUAUGUGAACACUCUCAACUCACCUCAUUUUGACCUUGGAAUUGAGCUACUUUUGGACGUAAAAUAAUUGAGAAGGUCAACAUUCUUUGUGAACCUUUAUUGGCUGUUAAAUUAACAUUAUACAACUUAUUCUAAAAAGCUUUGAUACUUCCAUCAAGCACUCAGCACACUCACAACACUUGACCUCAUUUUGACCUUGACCUUGACCUAAUAAUGGACUAAGAUAUAAACAUAUGGGCCAAUGAAAUGAUACUGAUCAGCUUUUAUUGCACACAGGGUCUUGUACUUUUUGUUAAUACUCUGAAGACAACAUCAUUUGCCCAAUCUUCAUGAAAUUUGCCUAUGAUGGUAGAAUGGAUGAGUUUGAAACUGAGUCAUACGGUGUGCCAAAUAUGGUCAUUAAAAAAAUGCUUGUGAAAAAUCUUAGAGGCCAUACUUGUUUGUGCAAUCAACCUCACACGUUUGGUUGAGUGUCAUAUUGGGCUGUGAGUUUCUUAAGCUUUUUUCACAGAGGCAAAUUAAUGAGAUAGUUUUGGACACAUAAGAUGCAUUUUUUUCGCUUUAGAUGUGUGACCUAUGACAAUAUGAGCCUAUUGUUUAUUAAUUGAUUUUAUUUUGUUUUUAAAAUGUUAUGAUUCAAAUGUUUGUACUUUGUGUGUGUAUUGGCAGUAUUAUAGUUAUUGUCAUCAUACACAUGUUGUAGCACAGAUGUUAAUGUACACAAUGCUGGUCAUUGUUUAUAUUUCUCAUAUACUGUAAAUUUGUCCUUAUUGGUCAAUAUACAAUACAAUGAUAUAUAUAUUGUCCCAUUUAUAAGGACAUGAAUAUAAUUGAUUCAUCUUAUAAUUGUAUGUGAAAUCCAUAAAUCCAUAGAUUUUUGCUUAUGCUUUGUAUUUCAAGGCAAGCAUGUUCGCAAAUAUAUAUUAUAUAAUUGUGAAAGCAUACAACAAAAUAUCAAAUUUAUUAUUUUUGGACAACACACAUAAGCUUGCAAUAUUAAGCUAUUAUUAAAACAAUAUAUAACUGAUAAAUCAUUCCUUUAAGGUUGCUGUUUUGUUUUUGUGUCGAAGAUCUUUUCCAGUUGGCUUCUAAAGUUCUGACAGUAUUUGUAUUUUAACACUUGGUGAGACUGAUAAUGAUAUAGUAGUGCAUAUGUAUAAAACAAAUAAUGACAGAUUGAGUGUGACACCGACUGGUCAUGUGCUGGGCACAUCCCAUGAGUUUUCUGUUUGUGUCAUAAGUCAAUAUAUUAUUGAACUCACUAAUUUUUAGAUCACAUGUGUGAAACCAUAUAUAUCUUUGUAAUUCAGAUGAUCAUUGGUAUGUGUGUGUGUGUGUUUUACUCAUAACUGAGAAUUCUCUGUAAAGGCUUACUGAUUCAGCAUAUUUGUAUGUAUCUGUAUACAUAUAUUGAACUGAUUUUUGGGAUGAGUCAAAAACUUUUCUGAAGGAGAGAGUGAUAUUUUAAAUGUUCAAAAUAUUUCCUUUCAAACUGAUUAAAAUAUUUCCUUCCACCAAAGGGUACGAAUCUGAGUGUUUCCAUUGCCAAAAGAUACAUGUAUAUCUGUUUGAUGACCUACUUAACAAAUGAAUGAAACAUCAUUUUGUGUAAUAAUAUACUAAAAUAAUUAUAUUACAAACUAUUAUAAUUAUAUUUAUUAUUAGCAGUUACUGUAGUAGAAGUAGUUAUUGUAAAAGUAAUAGAAUAAUAAUAAUAAUGAUAAUAAUUAUUAUAAAAUUUAUAUUAUUAUUUUUUAAUUGACUACCCACUCUGAAAUUAAACACUCAUUUUCCUGGGACUUGCUUUUAAAAGUAAUUGACUAGAAUGCUUCAGUGGGCAACGUUCUGCGCAUUUGAAUAUUGAUUAAAGAAACAUAUCCAUAUCAGAACCAGUGAUUUUCACAAUAUAUAGCUUGUUUGAAUGAAGUGGUAAAAAAUAUAAAAUGUGUAAUUACUAUAUAUAUGGUGAAGUAAGUAAUAAUAUGUAUACUAUGUAUUAUGAUGACAAUUAUGUCAUAAUUAAGCAUGUGCUUAUAAGUGCAAUAGUAGGUAAACCUUUUUAGGUAAUCUGUGAUCAAUGUCAAACUCUGUUCUUGCAACCCAUACAAAAAUCUUUUAGUGUCUAAUACAUGUACAUCAUCUGCUAUUUAUUAAAGCGCAUCAUACGAAAUGUGUCGUAUAAUGGAGUCCUCCUGUCAGUUUGUUGGUCAGUCAGUUAGUUUAUAUGUAGUAGAUAUGUUGUUUAUUCUAUGUAAAAAUGCGAGACAUUAUGUUCGUCUGUGGUGAAACUCUUAGCAGAUUAAUGUGCCCUUGAACUAGGCAAAUUUUGACUUAAAUCAUUUGUACACAUGUACUUUGUGUUGAGAAAUCUCAGUUUGCUUUAAACAUGAAUCUUUAUAGAUAUAAACAUGUAUGUAGGAGUAGAAGACGUUAUUUUCGAGUAUGUCGCAAUAUUCUUUUUAGAAGGAUGUACCAAGAACUAAGGCAAAUUUGAGAUACCUACAAAAUUGUACAUGUGUACUGUGUGUCGCGAUCUGGUCUCUCAGUUUUUUGUGUUUCUGCAUCAAACUGUAUGGAAGUGUUGUUUAUACAAAAAAAAUCUAUUUAAAGUUGCAAGACGUUAUUUUUUGUGCAUGUUGCAUCAUUUUUGCAGAGUUAUUUUCCCUUGAACUUAUGUGACUUUUGGAUGCUUAACAUGAUAGUACAUGUGCACUUUGUGUCGCCAACUAGUCUCCUAGUUUUCUGGGUAUCAACGUGACAUUGUAUAGAUGUGUCGUUUACUAUGAAGAAGUGCAAGAGCAAUGCACCCUUGAACCUUCUCAAUUGAUUCAUAAAAUUUCAUGAUUUUUGUUUAUCUUUGUGUGAGAUCAAUGUUAAGUUGCAAAACAAAAUGAUUUUUAGAUUAAUUUUACUUAUAUUAACGUUUUGCACCUUUUUAAAUGAGCAACUGCAACGAGUAUUUCUCAUCUCCAAUUGAUGAUCUAGUUUAAUUCAUAUUAAAUAUCUUGAAGUUGUGAUCUUUUAAUCAACAAAUCUCUUGCUAUCAUAAACCAUAAAUAUACUGCUUAAUGUUGACAUUUUUCAAAAUUGUUGACUGGACAAUGACAUUUUAUCAAGUAUUAAAAAUAUGAUCAGUUUUCAGUGAAACAUUUUUUGUAACAAUACCAGGCAAAAAACCCAGAUCAUGUUAUUUCCAUAACUGCACUGUGAAACAAUUGCACUGUGUUAACACAAGGACUGUUACAUUUAUCUAGACUUUGGACAUAUUCUUGGUUAUCAUCUAUCUGCUAUUCCUUUUAAAUAAGAAUAAAGUGUUACUUUGUAA